AGUCGAAAUAGCAGAAAUGACCUCUGAAAGUCUUUACUGGCAUGAUAUGAGAAUCCAUUCACAUUUCCAAAAGUAUCCAUCACCAAGAUGGGCCCAUACAUGUGUGAAUGCGGAAGAUAUAAUGUACAUUAUUGGAGGAUUUGAUGGCGAAUACCUCAAUGAGAUUUGGAAGUUCAACUUUGAAGCAAGGACACUCAAGAUGAUAGAUACCCACAUAGACCAAAGCCUCAAACGCAGCAACCAAACUUCUGUAUAUUUUAGCAAAGAUAAAUGAAUUUAUCUUUUUGGAGGGGGAGGACCAGAUAAGCAACGAUGAAAUGAUACCCACAAGUUCAAUAUCAAGACUGAACAAAUGGUCAAGGUUCACACAUUUGGUAAGCCCCCACUUCCAAGGACCUACCAUACUGCUAACAUCAUUGAGUCAUACAUGAUAGUGAUCGGCGGAGAAGCAGAAUUUGACAUGAAUGAUGUCCAUCUCUUAGAUCUUGAGAAUAACUGUUGGGUUAAACUUAAGCUCAAAAAUAACGGAUUUAGCCCCAGAAGGUUUCACACAUCAACUAUUUGUGAGUUCAAGAACAACCUUGCUUUGUCCCAAAAGUGGAGAUAUAAGAUCUACAUGUUUGGAGGAUGCCAUCAAGAUUAUGAAUAUCUCAGCGAUAUCAUAGAACUCGACUUCGAGGAUGCAAUACUAGAUUAUAAGCUCACCCAAAAACCUUUCCUUGAUAAAUUAUGUAAGGAAUGCAGCCAGCUCCCUCAAAUUCCAGGAUUGAACAACUUGAGUCAAAAUGUGAGGGAAGGUCAAUCAGAAUCUGAUUACAAAGAAAACCUAUCAAUAUCACAAAAAUUAGAGAAUUGUAAAAAUGAGAUUAAACAAGCCAUCAUCACUUGCCAGCACAGACUUCCAACGAUAUCAUGGAAGAAAUUCAAGAAUAAAUCUGUAAGACCACCUCCAAGGUGGGGUCAUUCAGCUGCAGAAUAUGAUGGCAAAAUCUACAUCUUCGGAGGAAGGAAUGAAACAGACUGAAACGAUCUCUAUUGAUUCGACGUUCUGACCAAAAAGUGGACUGACCUUUACAACCAAGAUUCCCUUCUUCCUAAGGCUAGGAGAAGACAUUCAGCAAUCUUUGUGGGAAGAACAAUGGUUCUAUUUGGUGGAUAUGACGGCGUGUAUCUCAGUGACAUGUACUACAUUUAAUGCGAAACCCUUUAGUAUCAUAUACGAUCCAAAAGAUAUUCACAAAGUAUAUCUUUCUCUCAUAAAUAAGCCUGAAUUUGCAGAUGUCUGAUUCAUUGCAACUAAUGAGUCUGAAAGAUAUCAUGAGAGAGGAAAGGAACAUACCAAGAGAAGUUCACUCAGAGGCUCACUGCUAUUUCCAACUAAAACAUACACUUGAAAGAUAUAUGCUCAUUCAGUCCUUCUUGUCUACAGGUUGAUGAAUAAAGCUCCUCCAGAUUUUAUAAGAAAAGUUAUUGACCAGAAGAAAACCAGAAAAGUAGCUAUAGUUCACUUACCCGAUCAGGUAACUUUCAGAUCGUUUCUCAAGAUCCUAGAGUUUCUCUACUGAGGGACAUUCAUCAAUAAGAUUUCCUUAAGAGACCUUACUGAUAUCAUUAAAGCAUGUGAUGCUCUGCAGUUUGAAUGACUUCAGAAAUAUAUUCACUCCGCAAUCCAAAAGCAUGAUUUAAUUUGAAGUCAAAAUCAGAACUCAUCCUCGAUCAGCUCAGACUACAGUCUUCGAGAACCAAAUAGUGAGAACUUUACCUUUUCCUCAGAUACCUUUUCUCAGAGUGAUAACACUGAGGAGCUAAGCUGGAAUUCAGCUCCCUUAGUUGAGAAGCAAGAUGGCACUUCAAUCCAUGGAGAGCAUCUGCUCUCCCAUGAUGAAGACCUUGAGAUGUAUGGGUCUGAUGCUAACUCGAAAGAUCUGUCCAUAAUUUUACUAAAAUAUGGCGAAAAUCAAAGUACAAUGUUUGAUUUUUACAAGCUCAUGAACAAAGAAGUGGUAUCACCAGAAGACAUUGAGGAAGAGGACUCUAGCAAAUUUUUCAAAGAUCUCAUCUUCAACAAAUCCCUCUGCUCGAACUUUGGAGAUAUAGUAAUAUUGGUCGGAGACCAAUAUUACCAGAGCUACAAGUGCAUCCUAGUUGAGAGAUCUGAGUACUUCCGGAUCAUGCUGACAAAUUUUAAGGAAAGUGGCCAAGCAUACAUACAUCUCAACUCAAUCAAAGUGAAAUAUUUUGAUACAAUCUAUGAGUAUCUGAUUACUGGCAAAACAAUGAUGAAGCAUAAGUCCUGAUCAAGCUUGGUGAAAUUAAUGAUACUAGCAAAAUAUUUCAUGAUAGAAGAGUUAGUGGCUCAGUGAGUAAUUCAUAUUCGGCAGUAUCUUUCAGACUUCACUGUAUAUCACUUAUAUCUGAUUGGAGAAUCUUAUAAUAUUGCUUCUCUUACUGAAAUGUGUCUUGAUUACCUCUCAUUUAAGACAAGAGAAGAUGAAGAAAUAUCAAAGCAGUACAAGCGCUUUAAAGAGAUUUGUAGUCCAAGUUUGCUUCAAGAAUUCGAGAAGGCAAUGAAACAAGUAAAGAAAAACAAUAUCGUAAUGAGCUGAGACCAUUACAUUACCCAUGGAAACAUCAACCCAAUAACAUUCGAUAGUCCUAGUAAAUACAAGAAAGGGCUUGACUCUUUGCUCUCCCUCAACAUGAUAACCACCGAAAACGAUUUUCCUGAAAUUCCUUCAAAACCACCCUCUCCUCACUCCAAAACAGUACGAGACCUUCUUUCCCAGUGCCAUACCUCCUUCGCCAGUGACACUGAAGACUUUGACUCCUUCCUGGAGCCACUUUCCCUCCCAAAAUCCCAACAAUCUCGGCCUUUCACCAAAAUAUUUUCCGAAAUCACACAUGAAAAUCCUCAUAACUUCACUAUCUCCAAUCCUGAGAUGCCUUUUGAGAAUGACCAUGACUCUGAUGACUCCAGUACGAUGUCUUCGUAACUGAGGUUUCCAGUAGGGAUUUAU
Moneuplotes crassus is the source of this 3017-nucleotide messenger RNA. Lineage: Eukaryota; Ciliophora; Spirotrichea; Euplotida; Euplotidae. The record is from the annotation of a GenBank genome assembly.